Galleria mellonella (greater wax moth) is the source of this 4428-nucleotide messenger RNA. It is a transcript of the gene ry, whose product is annotated as xanthine dehydrogenase. The transcript is spliced from 8 exons. The record is from RefSeq and is a predicted model, not a curated record. Gene Ontology annotation, molecular function: FAD binding; xanthine dehydrogenase activity; molybdopterin cofactor binding. Lineage: Eukaryota; Metazoa; Arthropoda; Insecta; Lepidoptera; Pyralidae. Bases 134 to 4234 code for a protein of 1366 amino acids.
AAGUUAUUCGAGGUGUCGUGUCAGUCAGUGGCAUUCGAGCUAUCAAAAGUAUUGAACGUGUAUAUGUAUAUACUGGACACAGUAUAAUUACACGAUAAAUAAUUUAAAAAUUUAUAAAAAUUAAUAUAUUAUCAUGGGAUUAUUGAAUGCAGAGGAUGAAGUUUGUGACGAUAAUGUCUGUACAGAAUUGGUAUUCUAUGUUAACGGAAAGAAGGUAAUAGAACCACAUCCAGAUCCAGACUGGACGCUUCUAUGGUAUUUAAGGAAAAAGCUUCGUUUGACUGGCACCAAGUUAGGCUGCGCAGAAGGAGGCUGUGGAGCUUGCACUGUCAUGGUAUCCAAGUACAACCGAAAAGAAAAAAAAGUCAUUCAUCUGGCAGUAAAUGCCUGUUUGGCGCCAGUUUGUUCAAUGCACGGUUUGGCAGUAACGACGGUUGAAGGCAUUGGGUCAACGAAAACAAAACUACAUCCUGUACAAGAACGGAUUGCAAAAGCGCACGGUUCACAAUGUGGUUUUUGCACGCCAGGAAUUGUUAUGUCCAUGUACAGUCUACUUAGAAGUUGUAAACAUAUUAAAUACUCUGACAUAGAAGUUGCGUUUCAAGGCAAUCUAUGUAGAUGUACAGGUUACCGAGCCAUUAUAGAAGGAUAUAAAACGUUUAUCGAAGAUUGGGAAUCACAGCGAAUCACUAACGGUAUAUCAAAUUGUAAUGGUGCAGAGAAUGGUAAUCAACCUCCAAUGUGUGCUAUGGGUAAAGACUGUUGUAAAAAUAAAACAAGUAGGAACAAUGAAGAAAGUGAAACGCAACAUAUUUUUGAUAGAUCAUCAUUUUUGCCUUAUGAUUCUAGUCAAGAACCUAUAUUUCCGCCUGAAUUAAAAUUAUCGGAUAUUUACGACAAUCAAUAUCUUAUAUUCAAAGGACAACAGAGUACAUGGUACCGUCCAACUAAAUUAAGUACAAUAUUGGAGCUAAAAGAGAGACACAAGGAUGCCAAAAUAGUUGUAGGGAAUACAGAAGUAGGGGUUGAGGUUAAAUUUAAACAUUGUGUUUAUCCUACAAUAAUCAUGCCCAACUGUAUUCCUGAAAUGAAUGAAGUUGUGGAAAAUGAAACAGGUUUAACAGUUGGCGCUUCAGUGACACUUAUGGAAAUGGAUAAUGUUUUUAAUAAGUAUAUUAAACAAUUGCCACAAUAUCAGACAAGAACACUCGUUACAAUAAGAGAUAUGUUAAAUUGGUUUGCAGGCAAACAAAUACGUAAUGUGGCGUCUAUAGGCGGCAAUAUUAUGACUGGUAGUCCUAUUUCGGACUUGAACCCGAUUUUAAUGUCGUUAAAAGUUAAGCUUAAUCUUUUGAGUAAGCAAGGAGAAUUUCGUUCCGUUCUAAUGGAUGAAACAUUUUUUACUGGGUAUCGUAAAAAUGUAGUAAAGCCAGAUGAAAUUUUACUGUCUAUUGAGAUUCCUUAUUCAAAAAGAUAUCAAUAUGUAAAAGCCUACAAACAAGCUAAAAGACGUGAAGAUGACAUUUCUAUUGUUACUGCUGCAAUUAAUAUAACAUUUGAAGAUUACACGAAUAUCAUAAAAAAUAUUAACAUUGCUUUUGGUGGUAUGGCACCAGUGACAAAAAUUGCGUCCAAGACUAGUCAGUCAUUAAUUGGAGAGAAAUGGUCCGAAGAAAUGCUUGAAAAAGCAUAUGCACAUAUGUUAGAAGAGUUACCAUUAAGUCCUUCUGCACCGGGAGGGAAUGUUCUAUUUAGGCGAACAUUAACAAUGAGUUUAUUUUUAAAAGCCUAUUUAGCAAUAGCUCAGCAAAUGUCAAAGGACUAUUUACAUAAAGAGCUCAUUAAACCUUUUCACAGUAGUGGAGCAGAACAGUUUCAUGGAAGUAUACCAAAAAGCUCUCAGUAUUUCGAUUUAGUAGAAGAAAAACAGAUUAAGAGUGAUGCAGUAGGACGACCAAUACAGCAUAUGUCGGCAUUAAAACAAGCGACUGGCGAAGCUAUUUAUUGUGAUGAUAUGCCUGUUGCUGAAAACGAAUUGUAUUUAGCAUUUGUUCUCAGUACAAAAGCACACGCAAAGUUGAUAUCUAUAGAUCCAUCAAAAGCGUUAAAGGAAACUGGAGUUGUUGCUUUCUUUUCCGCCAAGGAUAUAACGACUCAUCAAAAUACGAUUGGACCAAUAUAUCACGACGAAGAACUUUUUGCUAGAGAAAAAGUAGUUAGUCAAGGACAAACUAUAGGUGUUAUAGUAGCUCAAGAUCAGGCAACAGCUCAGUCUGCUGCUAGAAAAGUAAAAGUUGAAUAUGAAGAAAUUCAACCUAUCAUUGUUAGCAUUGAAGACGCCAUAAAACAUAACUCAUUUUAUCCGCAAUAUCCUAAAACAAUGAGAAAAGGGGAUGUUACAGCCGCUUUUACAGAUAUAAAUAACAUAAUUAUUGAAGGACAGUGUCGCAUGGGUGGUCAAGAACAUUUUUAUUUCGAGACAAAUGUUGCAUUUGCAAAUCCGAAAAAAGAGGACGACGAGAUAGAGAUCUUUUGUUCUAGUCAACAUCCUUCAGAAAUAGCAAAACUAGCUGCCCAUGUGCUAAAUGUACCUAUAAAUAGGAUUGUUGCUCGGGUAAAGCGGUUAGGUGGUGGAUUUGGAGGCAAAGAGUCUAGAGGCCUAUUAGUAGCCUUACCUGUUGCUCUUGCUGCACAUAGACUUAAUAGACCAGUGCGAUGUAUGCUUGAUCGUGAUGAAGAUAUGCAGAUGACAGGUACACGUCAUCCGUUUUUGAUCAAAUAUAAAGUAGCUGCGACCAAAGAAGGAAAGCUAAUGGGUGCCAAAGUCGAUAUUUACAACAACGCUGGGUAUUCUAUUGACUUAUCUGGAGCUGUUGUAGAAAGAGCUAUGUUUCAUUUUUCAAACGCUUACUAUAUACCAAAUGUGGAGGUAGUUGGUCACGUUUGUAGAACCAAUUUGCCAUCGAAUACAGCAUUCAGAGGAUUUGGUGGACCGCAAGGAAUGUUUGGUGCAGAAAAUAUGAUACGAGAUGUAGCUUGUAAACUUGGUAAAAAUGUUGAGGAACUUAGUAGACUUAAUUUAUAUCAAGAAAAUUUAUCUACUCAUUUUGGCCAAACUCUAACACAUUGCACUUUGCAAAAAUGUUGGGAUGAAUGCGUUCAAAAAAGUGAUUUAGCGGCACGAAAAAUAAGUAUUGAAAAGUUUAAUAAAGAGCAUCGAUGGAGAAAACGUGGUAUAUCCAUUGUUCCUACGAUGUUCGGAAUAGCUUUUACAGAGAAAUUAUUAAAUCAAGCAGGGGCUCUAGUAUUAAUUUAUAUAGAUGGUUCAGUUCUUAUAUCUCAUGGAGGAACUGAAAUGGGUCAAGGUCUUCAUACGAAAAUGAUACAAGUAGCUUCACGAACUCUAGGUAUCGAUAUAUCUAAAAUUCAUAUUAGUGAGACUGCAACCGACAAAGUUCCCAAUACCUCUGCUACAGCGGCUAGCUCCGGCUCCGACUUAAAUGGUAUGGCCGUUUUACAAGCUUGUGAGACUUUGGUGAAAAGGCUUCAACCUUAUAAAGAGAAGAAUCCUAAAGGAAAAUGGGAACAGUGGGUUUCGGCAGCAUACGUUGACCGAGUGAGUCUUUCCGCUACUGGCUUUUACGCAACUCCUGACAUUGGAUAUGAUUGGAAAACGAAUACAGGAAGGGCAUUCAAUUAUUACACAUUUGGGGUUGGGUGCAGUGAGGUUGAAAUUGAUUGUCUCAGUGGUGAUCAUAAAGUUAUAAGAACUGAUAUUGUUAUGGAUUUGGGAGCAAGUUUAAAUCCAGCAAUAGAUAUUGGACAGGUCGAAGGUGCUUUCAUCCAAGGCUACGGCUUAUUUACACUGGAAGAGUUGAUUUAUUCUCCAAUUGGUACGCUGUAUUCUCGAGGGCCUGGUGCUUAUAAAAUACCUGGUUUUGGGGAUAUUCCGCAAGAAUUUAAUGUAUCUCUAUUAAAAGGUGCUCCAAAUCCACGAGCUGUUUAUUCAUCGAAGGCUGUGGGCGAACCACCGCUGUUCCUAGCAUCUACAAUUUAUUUUGCAAUAAAAGAAGCGAUACGUGCAGCACGCGCUGACGCUGGCAUGCCUUUGGACUUCUACUUGGAGUCACCAGCUACCUCUGCAAGGAUACGCAUGGCCUGCGAGGAUCAUAUCACUAAGAAACUCGAUAUCCCUGAUCCAGAUAGCUUCGUACCUUGGAACGUUGUACCUUAGUAAAUUAUUGGUGUAGGUGAAAUUGGUGCGUAUUUACAUACAUUUAUAUGUUUUAGCACUCAGGUGCUUUAAGUUUAAUAGACAGCUAAUAAAAUAUAGAAUAAUAUUCAAUGCAAAUAUAUACAAAUAUUAUGUGAUGUACAAUUUUAGUACAUAUGCAAGAAACAUAAUAAAUUAUUUUCAUAUAUGUAAAA